Anopheles cruzii is the source of this 6819-nucleotide messenger RNA. It is a transcript of the gene rut, whose product is annotated as Ca(2+)/calmodulin-responsive adenylate cyclase. Bases 1 to 6687 code for a protein of 2228 amino acids. The transcript is spliced from 12 exons. Lineage: Eukaryota; Metazoa; Arthropoda; Insecta; Diptera; Culicidae. Gene Ontology annotation, biological process: adenylate cyclase-activating G protein-coupled receptor signaling pathway; cAMP biosynthetic process; intracellular signal transduction. Gene Ontology annotation, molecular function: adenylate cyclase activity. Gene Ontology annotation, cellular component: plasma membrane. The record is from RefSeq and is a predicted model, not a curated record.
AUGGAUCACGCGGUGCACGCGGCCCGUGGCCGGCCGUGGAACAAGCUGCGGUUCGAGAACAACGAGCUCGAGAGCCUGUACCAGCGGUACACGCUCAAACUGCAGCGCUUCUCCGUGACCGGCGUCGUCGCCCUGGUGGUGAUCCUGUGCGGUGUGAUGGGCGGUCUCAGUCUCGGUUACAACCAGGCUCCCACGCUACACAACGUGUUCAACACGUUCAUGUGCUUGCUGUUCACGAUCGUGCUGGGGUUGCUGCAGUUUCGGCUGAUACGGGACUCGCGCCUACCGUACCUGUGCUACGGGAUCCUGUUCUUUACCGCCGCGUUCUGCUUCAUCUCGAUGCCGACGGUCGGCAUCGUGUUUCCGGUCGACACGCGCGAGGUGAUGGCCGAGGGCGUGUGGCAGAUCGUGUUCGUGAUCUUCCUCGCGUACGCCAUGAUGCCGCUGCAGAUCUGGGAGGCGGCCCUGUUCGGGCUGAUCCUGCCGUCGAUCCACGUCGGGCUCACCGGGUACAACAUCUACAUCGGCAACUUCCAGUACCUUGCGUACCAGCAGCUGGCGGCCAACAUCGUUAUCUUCGUUGGCGUGAACGUGGCCGGCUUCGUGGUGAACGUGAUGAUGGAACGGGCCCAGCGGCGUGCCUUCCUCGAUACGCGCAACUGCAUCGCCGCCCGCCUCGAGAUGGAGGACGAGAACGAGAAGCUGGAGCGCCUGCUGCUGUCGGUGCUGCCGCAGCACGUCGCGAUGGAGAUGAAAAAUGACAUCCUGUCGCCGGUCGAGGGCCAGUUUCACAAGAUCUACAUCCAGAAGCACGAGAACGUGAGCAUCCUGUUCGCCGACAUCGUCGGCUUCACGGUGCUGGCGUCGCAGUGCAGCGCCCAGGAGCUGGUGCGGCUGCUGAACGAGCUGUUCGGGCGGUUCGACCAGCUGGCGCACGAUAACCACUGUCUGCGCAUCAAAAUCCUCGGCGACUGCUACUACUGCGUGUCGGGCAUCCCGGACCCGCGGGCCGAUCACGCGCGCUGCGCCGUCGAGAUGGGCCUGGACAUGAUCGACGCGAUCGCGUCGGUCGUCGAGCAGACGGACGUGUUCCUGAACAUGCGCGUCGGCAUCCACUCGGGGCGCGUGCUCUGCGGGGUGCUGGGGCUGCGCAAGUGGCAGUUCGACGUUUGGUCGAACGACGUAACGCUCGCGAACCACAUGGAGAGCGGCGGCGAGCCGGGCCGGGUCCACGUGACACGCGCCACCCUCGACGCGCUCGGCGGCGAGUACGAGGUGGAGGCGGGCUACGGCGACACCCGGGACGCGUACUUGCGCGACAACCAGAUCGACACGUACUUCAUCGUCCCACCGGCGCACCGACGGAAGCCUCUGAUGCUCAACACGCUCGGUGUCCGCUCGGCACUGGGGGCAGCCAACCGACGCAAGCUGUCGUUCCGGAACGUCUCGAACGUGGUGGUGCAGCUCCUGCACACAAUCAAAUACUCGGUACCGGUGCCCUUCUCGCACAUGGCCACCGGCGGUGGCGGUGGAUCGCCGUAUCCCAGCACCAGCGCAGGGGCCGUCGGCGGUGGCCCAGGAUGCAGUGGCGCGGGGGGCGCCGGUGCCACCAGUAGCUCCAACGGCGCCGGCGGUGGAUUGUUUUUGGACAAAAACGCCCGAAAGAACAAGGUGACGGAUAAGUUUAAACGGCCGUUCAAGAAGCGUCACUCGAGCGUUUACCAUCAGCCCACGAAUCGCGUCAACAAGUUCCUGUCGCAGGCGAUCGAGGCGCGCAGUGUCGAUCGGGAAAAGUCCGUGCACGUGAAGCGCAUCUCGCUGCAGUUCCGCGAAAAGGAGAAGGAACGCCAGUACCAUCAGGAUUUUGAUCUCGGCUUUACGACCGCGAUGGGCUGCAGCUUGCUGUUGCUCAUUCUGAGCGCCGGCUUGCAGAUAUCGGCGCUGCCACGGACGCUCAUCCUGUUGCUGCUCUUCUUGACCGCGUUCGUGUGGAUUAGCGCCAUCUUGAUGUUGCUGCUGGCGGUGCGGCUGAAGUGGAUCUUUUGGGACUUGUCGCAGAGCUUUUCGCUUCGGCUGGCCAUCACCAUCUUCACGAUAGUGCUACUCUACUCGGUCGGCCAAGUGAACGUGUUCACCUGUUUGUCAGAUCACCCGUGCACAACGAACUUCACCACCAAAAGCGUACACGUGGAAUCGACGGGCGCGGCCGACGACUUGUUGUUGAGGUCGGCUGACCCCGGUUCCCCCGUUGGCGACCAGGGCGCGUGGUCCAGCCAGCCACUGAACAACUACAGCCACCGGAAGUGUGCUCUCCCGCAGUACAUCGCACUGUCCGCUGCCUACUCCUUUCUGACGGUUUCCAUCUUCCUACGGCUUCCCAUUUUGAUCAAAACGGUGCUGGUCACACUGAUGGGCCUGGUCUACUGUCUGUUCAUCGAACUAUCGCACGCUAACAUUUUCGACUGCUACGACCAGCGCGUGGAGUCCGCAAUCCCGCUGCACACGAUCUCGGUGGCGCGCAUUUUGAUCUUCAUGAUCGCGAUCCUGGCGCACGGGCGGCAGGUCGAGUGGACGGCCCGGCUCGACUUCCUGUGGCAGCUGCAGGCGUCGCAGGAGAAGAAGGAAAUGUCGGUGCUGCAACAGUCCAACCGGCGCAUCCUGUACAACCUCCUACCGUCGCACGUGGCCGCCCACUUUCUCGACAACCAGUUUACGCGCAGUAACAUGGCUACGAUGCGGCAGGAUCUGUAUCACCAGAGCUACAGCAAGGUGGGCGUUAUCUUCUGCAGUGUGCCAAACUUUCACGAAUUCUACACCGAGCUCGACGGCUCGAACCAGGGUGUGGAGUGUUUGCGCCUGCUGAACGAGAUCAUUGCCGACUUCGACGAGCUACUGUGCGAGGAGCGCUUCCUGGCGAUCGAUAAAAUCAAAACCGUCGGCAGCACGUACAUGGCGGCCGUCGGGCUAAUACCGGACUACAAGAUGCUACCGACCGAGCCCGGCUCGACGCGCAAGCUGAUGAUGGCGCUGGUCGACUUCGUGAAGGCGAUGCGCGUCACGCUCAAGAACAUCAACGAGAACUCGUACAACAACUUUAUGCUGCGCGUCGGCGUCAACAUUGGCCCGGUGGUGGCCGGUGUGAUAGGGGCGCGCAAGCCACAGUACGACAUCUGGGGCAACACGGUGAACGUGGCGUCGCGCAUGGACUCAACCGGGAUACCGGGCUACACGCAGGUCACCCAGGAGGUGGUCGACAGUCUGCAGGGAUCGCACUUCGAGUUCCGCUGCCGCGGGCAGAUCAAGGUGAAGGGCAAAGGUGACAUGGUGACGUAUUUUCUGUGCGAGCAGAACGAGCACCUAUUCGGUGGGCAGCUGGCGGUGACCGGUGGCCCGGGAAGUGCCAACGGGCCAACGGUUGGCUCAGCCGGGACCUCUAUACCCGGAGCAGGUGGAUUGCCAGUCGGGGGAGGUGCGGCUGGCAGCGCGGGCUCUGCUGCCACGGGGCAGCUUAUGCUGAUGGGAGCGAUGAACGGUGGUACGGCCGGUUCGCUGGCAAGAGAACGUUCCGUAGGCACGUCCUCGGUUCAGCAUCAUUAUACGGGCGAAACGGUACACCACGUGGUACACCACCACCUACAUAACAGUGCAGCGUCAGGAGCGUCGCAGAGCUACUAUCUCAAGCAACGCACCACCGCCACCACCACCACCGAUCAAGAGUCGACCUUGGGCAGUGGUGGAAGCAAGGCGGGAGGUAAAUGGCAACACGCGCACGAUGGUGGUAGUUACAGCAGCAGCAAAAAGGAGAGCUACAACUUUCUCGAAAGUCCCAACCUGCUGCAUCAUCAGCAGCAACAGCAACAGCUUCACCAGAUGCAGCAACUGCAGCAAGCGCAAGCGGCUCAGGCGGCGGCCAAGCAUCUCUUCCACUACCAGCAACCUCAGGAGCAGCAACAACAGCAACCACAACAACAGCAGCAACAACAACACCAUCAUUUUAACCACUCUAAAGGUGCUUACAAGCAGCAUAACAACAUCCACAGUGACCUUAUUAGUGCUUCUGGUGGCGCUUUCGUCGGCAAUGGCCACUACGCCACGCGUGGCAACGAAAAUGGUGCCCAUCACCAUCGUCACCAUCGACAGCAGCAGCCGCAGCCGCCACCGCCGCCGCAGUACCGCCAGCCACAGACACAACCCGGCGGCGGUGGGCAGGGUAUGCCUCUUCCUGCGAGCUACAACAGUAGGGAGAACUUUAACAUCAUCGAAAACCCGAACGUCACCGAUCUGGAUGAGAAUGGUUUCAGCAACCGCCAACAGCAUCAGCAGCAGCAGCAGCAGCAGCAGCUACUGCAGAGAGAUUAUACAAACAAUGGGCACAAGGGCAGAAAUCAUCAUCAGCAGCAGCACCCGCACCCGCACGCCGGUAUUAGCCACAAUUCCAGCAACCGGGGAGCGUACGUUAGUGCAGCGGAAAACGAACCACUGCUCGGCGGAACGGUCGGCGGGGGCAACGUAGUUGGGAACGCGAUCAUCAAGCCGAUCCAGCAGAUUCAACAGAUUCCCAAGUACGAACCGCCACGCUACGCGACCGGCUUGUCCGCCUUUCCGCACGCCAUCAGUGGCGGGUGCUACGGUGCCGGUGCCGGUGGUUACGGCAUCGUAUCAUCGCAGCGCGGUGCAGCGCCACAGACCGCCACACCGCCACCGCAGUCGUCGGCAGUACGUCACCAGUCGCAGCAGCAGGGGCAACAGUAUCAGCAACAUCCACAGUAUCCACAGGCCCCCCACCAUCAGCAUCAGCAGCACCAACGACAGGUGGCGGCGGCCGCGCUGCUCAAACAGUACAUCAAGCCGCUACCGAAGCUGCCGGCCGAGUUUGACGAGGGUCGCGAAAUGUCAUCAACCGAUGAUCUCAGCUCGCGGCCCCACUCGCCCUCAGUCAGCUCGUCCGACGAGAGCUACUCGAAGACCACCGAGGAGGGGGAAGAAUUCGACGGCGACGGUCCGCUGUCGCCCGUGCUGGGUGGACCGAACGUGACCGCGCAACCGAACGCGAACGUGCACAACCCGCUCCAGUUUCUGUACCCGUGCGACAUCCAGGUCGAUCCAACGCAAGCGUUGGAGCCCAAGCUGAGCCCGGUCGAGCUCGGCAACCUGCACGACUUUGAGCUUGCCAGCACGACGGCCGAAACGAAGUCCUCGUCGGUGCAAAAUCGAGGCGAAUCGUGCAACAGUUUCGAGUACCACGUGAAGGGUGCGCCACCGGUGCCGGCUGGUGUGAUCGGUGGUCCCGGGGGACCGGUGCCUUCUACCGGUGCCUUCCCAAAGUCUCCGUUCGAGCGCGAACUACAACGGCGCAUGAACGAAUCGCAGUCACGUCCGAUGCUGGCGCCCACGUCGAUUGGCGGCGAUGGGGGUUCGUCGUCAGCAGCCGUGCUAACAACCGCCGCCGUCGCAUCAUCCACCUCCGCCAACAAUGCAUCGCCUUGGGAUGUGUAUCAGUCGCGCAGCUUGGAACGGCUGUCUUCCGCGAGCAGCCACAGCCACGGUGGAAGCGGUAGUGGCGAGCCUCAGGACGAACCGCUCGAUCGCAAGAAGCACGUCAACAGCAUCCUCAUCGCCAAGCACCCGGGAACACUGGAGGCGAUUAAGGAGGCGACGCGCAACAAAAACCCAUCGGAAUCGAGUCAUAUGCAAACUUCCGACACGGAAUCGUGUGAAGUGUUGCACGACUACGAACUGAACGGCAUCGAGCGGUUGGCUGAGUUGCAGUCCCGAUUGCAGCUGGAUCCGUACCACCUCCCUCAACCACUGUCAUCACAGCAGCAGCAGCAGCAGCACCAUCACCAUCACCAUCCACUGUCACAACCGCUGCACCAGCGCCAUCUCAACGAGUACAAUAACAAGUCGAACGAAAGAUCGUCCAGCCUGGAGGCGACGGGCGAUGAUACCGAUAUGCGGCUGUCGGGCGAAGAGCGAGGCUACGAGGAGGAAGAAGACGACGAAGACGAGGAACUGGGCGGGGAAGAGGAUGACGACGAGAGUACGGACGAGAGAGAGUACGACGAAGAGCAGCAGAACGACAGUGGCGAGCGACGGCGGGAGCAUCACCGUGGCGCCGUGGUCUCCGGUCGCCCGCGGCCGAACCGGAAUGCACGGCGGGCAAGCAGCUCGGACGCGACUGGCGGCGGCGGCGGCCCGGUGGCCGGAGCGUCCACCGCCCGCAACUACAUCACGGACGAGCUAAAGUACGGCUCGGGGCACGGGCGCGGGGGCGAGCGGGACAACGGCAGCCAGCACAACAACAGCCACAGCUCGCUCCACAACCACCAGUCGCUGGACUCGAACCCCGUCGAGAGUCAGUCCGAGUGGAGCGAUGACGAGUGCCGGGAGGAAGCAGUCGGUGGUGCCGAAAGCACCGGCUACAUCACCGACGAGCCCGGGCUCGAGAACAUUUCGCUGCUCAACGAGACGGGCUUGACGGACGCCGAGGGUGCCCUGUCCGAUGUGAACUCACUGUACAAUGCGCCCGACGUCGACGAUACGUCGAUCUCGUCCCGUGCCAGCAGCCGGCUGCUGAGCCUCGACUCGCUCAGCGGUCUGUACGAUUGUGAGCUGGACUCGAAGCACGAGAUGGCGAUCGUGAGCGCGUCGCACAAAAUCUCCAGCAAGUUCGGGCCGAUUGGGUGAGAUCUUCGGGGUGCGGUGCCCUCGGUUGCGACGGACCCUCGGACCGCCGUGCCGCAGGGCUCGGAGCCACCCCAGCCGCCACCGUCGCCACCACCACCACCACGACGACGACCACCAACGCCACCACCGCCA